Lachancea mirantina is the source of this 1344-nucleotide messenger RNA. The record is from the annotation of a GenBank genome assembly. NCBI's taxonomy places the organism in Eukaryota, Fungi, Ascomycota, Saccharomycetes, Saccharomycetales, Saccharomycetaceae.
AUGGCGCAAGAACCUUCACGGCUGUUCCAGCCAUCGUCUCUCAAAAGAAAGAAUCUCAAGCACCUUACGUUGGGUGCUGGGAAGAGAGGAAGUAAAGGAGAGACAUUCGGGUCUUUUGUAGAAAGCAACAGCGCCAGAAUACAGCCGAGGGUGUAUGUGUCAAGUCUUCAAACUGGGCCGACGAUCGAGUCGCCUAGAGACCAACAUAUGGUAAUACAGCCCAGCCCUACCGUGUCCGAUAUGUCGUCAGCUGGGGUAACGCCCACUGAAGACCUGAUAGGCUUGGCUUCAGAUUUGGAGCGGCUGACGCUUCUUCAGAAUCAUGGGAUUCAAUUGGAAGAUUUGGUGCAACUAGGCAAAAUUGGGUCUGGGAACUCAGGAACGGUAAUAAAAGCACUGCAUGUACCAGACUCCCGCGUAAUUGCGAAAAAAACCAUACCCAUAGAAAAUAAAGAGGCGAUCAAAAAUCAGCUGUUGCGCGAACUUUCCAUCAUGCACAGCGUCAAGCCCCACGCCAACAUCGUGGAAUUCUACGGUGCAUUCUACACGCCAUCUUCUAGCAACGAGAUAGUGAUUUUGAUGGAAUACAUGGACUGUGGAUCUCUAGACAAAAUUUUGGCAACGUGCAAGAGAAGCAUGCCAAGGGAAAAUGGCGCGCACACUAACCAAACGUGGUUUAAUGAACUCUCUAUCUCACGAAUCUCUUCUGCGGUAUUACAAGGUCUGUCUUACCUGUAUCAGGACUACAAGAUUAUUCACCGUGACAUCAAGCCUUCGAACGUGCUGAUCAGCAGCAAAGGCAAUGUGAAAAUUUGCGAUUUUGGAGUUUCGAGGAAACUCAUCAAUUCCAUUGCCGACACUUUCGUUGGAACAUCCACAUACAUGUCUCCUGAACGUAUCCAAGGUAACGUUUAUUCGACAAAAGGAGACGUCUGGUCAUUGGGGCUCAUGAUAAUAGAGCUUCUGACGGGUGAAUUCCCGCUGGGCGGGCACAAAGACACUCCCGAAGGAAUUUUGGAUCUUUUGCAGAGAAUUGUAAACGAGCCGCCGCCGAGGUUAGCUAGUACUGGACAAUUCUCCAAAGUGAUCGUGGAUUUCGUUAAUCGCUGCUGUGUCAAGGACGAACGUGAGCGCUCUUCGCUGCAGGAGCUGAUGUGUCACGAUUUCAUUCUGAUGGGCAAGUCUCUGGAAGACCGGGAGUUCAGGCAUUGGUGCAAACGCAUCAAGAGAAAAAUAAAAGAAGACAAAAUGGUUUUACGCGAAGAACAAGAAAAGGCGAAGCUUGUCAAGCGUCAACUGGAAAGUGCUGCCAAUGCGGCAGCGGCAGCCAGAUUCAAUCGCUGA